Callorhinus ursinus (northern fur seal) is the source of this 822-nucleotide messenger RNA. The record is from RefSeq and is a predicted model, not a curated record. Lineage: Eukaryota; Metazoa; Chordata; Mammalia; Carnivora; Otariidae.
AUGGGCCAGUCCCAGGAUCUGCAGGAUGGGAAGCCAGUGUCCCUGUCGCCGCCGGAGUCGCAGCCGCACAGCCCCCGGUACGCCGCCGCCGGCCAGCGGGAGCGCGAGAGCCUGGAGGUGCGCGUGCGCGAGGUGGAGGAGGAGAACCGCGCGCUGCGCCGACAGCUCAGCCUGGCGCAGGGCCGUGGCCCGGCGCACCGCCACGGCAACCACUCCAAGACCUACUCGGUGGAGGAAGGAACCGGGGACAGCGAGAACCUCCGCGCCGGCAUCGUGGCGGGCAACAGCUCCGAGUGCGGGCAGCAGCCGGUCGUGGAGAAGUGUGAGACAAUCCACGUUGCUAUCGUCUGUGCCGGGUAUAAUGCCAGCCGCGACGUUGUCACCUUGGUCAAGUCUGUCCUGUUUCACAGGCGGAACCCCCUGCACUUCCACCUCGUCGCCGACUCCAUCGCGGAGCAGAUCCUGGCGACGCUCUUCCAGACCUGGAUGGUUCCCGCCGUGCGUGUGGACUUCUACAAUGCAGAUGAGCUCAAGUCUGAAGUGUCCUGGAUCCCCAACAAACACUACUCUGGCAUUUAUGGUCUGAUGAAGCUCGUCCUGACCAAGACUCUUCCUGCCAACCUGGAGAGGGUCAUUGUCCUUGACACAGAUAUCACCUUUGCGACCGACAUUGCAGAGCUAUGGGCCGUGUUCCACAAAUUCAAAGGAUUCCCGCCAGAGGGUGUGGGCUUUGUCCACAAAGCCAUCGAGGCUGGCGUGACUGGAGAAUACUACAUGCAGAGGCCCGAGGUCCCCAGAGAGGAUGGUGCAGACAAGCAGUGA